ACUCCUUGCGUUCACACUGCACCUUUUCACACCAUUUUCCUUACACUUUUCGACCCUCCAAAAAAAAAAAAAAACCCAAAUUUUUAACAAUUUCUUUCCUAUUUCGGCUCUUUUUUGUUUCUUUUCUUCGUCCUGGAUGAAACUCUCUGCUCUGAAAACCCAAAGAACGAUUUUAUCUUCUUCACUCUUUCCUCCAAAAUGAAUAACGGCGACAAUUACAAGCGGCGACGAAAGGAGAUUUCCGACGAAGAUGGUUACGAUGACGAAGACGAUAGCUGUUCCAGUGAUCAUGAAACCAAGAAGAAAGAUUUGAAUGGUAUUAUCACUUCGUUACUGUUGCUUGAAGAGCAAGAAAAGCGAGACCUUGAAGAGCAAAACGAAGCAUCCGAUGAAGAGAAAUCGAUUUUGGAGUCAACUCACAAGAGAAAAACUCGAACCAUGUUCGAAUUUUACUCCAACCUCCAAGAUUACUGCUCCGAAAUCGAUGAAACCGAUCGUAUAAUGAGGAAGAAGUCCCGCACCAUGGCGGCCUCAGUCGCUGCCGUUUCCGUUAACCACAUGGAAAACCAAUCACCCAACAACCAUAACAAACAAUCCGGGUCGGGUCAGCAGAGGCGGUUAUGGGUGAAGGACAGAUCGAAUGCUUGGUGGGACGAGUGUAACCAACCCGAUUACCCGGAAGAGGAAUUCAAGAAGGCGUUUAGGAUGAGCAAGUCAACGUUCGAUAUCAUUUGCGAAGAGCUCAACUCCGUUAUCGCCAAAGAAGACACCACUCUAAGGAACGCGAUCCCCGUUAAGCAAAGAGUGGCGGUUUGCAUUUGGCGGUUAGCCACGGGUGAACCGUUACGGCUCGUUUCGAAACGGUUCGGUUUAGGUAUAUCGACAUGUCAUAAAUUGGUCCUCGAAGUCUGUUCGGCAAUUCGCAGUGUUUUGAUGCCGAAAUAUUUACAGUGGCCGGACGAGGAUUCGUUGCGGAAAAGAAAAGAAGAGUUCGAGGGCGUUUCGGGGAUACCAAACGUGGUCGGAUCAAUGUAUACGACUCAUAUCCCGAUUAUAGCACCGAAAAUAAGCGUGGCGGCGUACUUCAAUAAGAGACAUACCGAACGGAACCAGAAAACCUCGUACUCGAUAACCGUACAAGGUGUGGUCGAUCCUAGGGGAGUUUUCACGGAUGUUUGUAUUGGGUGGCCAGGUUCGAUGGACGAUGAUCAAGUGUUGGAAAAAUCAGCUUUGUGUCAAAGGGCAAAUGGGGGAUUAUUGAAAGGACUUUGGAUUGUUGGGAGUUCGGGGUAUCCGUUAAUGGAUUGGGUUUUGGUUCCUUACACACAACAGCAUUUGACUUGGACACAACAUGCCUUCAAUGAAAAGAUUGGGGAGAUUCAAAGGGUUGCUAAGGAAGCGUUUGGGAGAUUGAAAGGGAGAUGGUGUUGUUUGCAGAAAAGAACAGAAGGGAAGUUACAGGAUUUGCCCGUUGUAUUAGGAGCAUGUUGUGUUUUGCAUAAUAUUUGUGAAAUGAGGAAUGAAGGACUUGAUCCAGACUUGAAAAUUGAGCUGGUUGAUGAUGAGAUGGUCCCUGAAGUUGCUUUGAGAUCGGUAAGUUCGAUGAAAGCUAGAGAUGCUAUUGCUCAUAACCUUUUACAUCAUGGUCUUGCUGGCACUGCUUUUCUGUAAUUUACAAAACGAAGUUGGAAACUUACUAUUUGUUCCUUUUAAAGAUUAGAAAUUCAUUUUUUUGCAAUGUAGUAUAACAUUAUUGUACGGAUUAAUUGAAAAUUUGUUUGAAGGGGAUGUGUAAAAUUAUAAAUUGUCCCCUCACAGAAAUGGAAUGGAGUUGCAGUU
This is a messenger RNA of Durio zibethinus, 1839 nucleotides long. Lineage: Eukaryota; Viridiplantae; Streptophyta; Magnoliopsida; Malvales; Malvaceae. The record is from RefSeq and is a predicted model, not a curated record.